AUAAAUUAUUUUUUUUUAAUUUAUAACAAAUAAAAUUGUUAUAUGAAACUUUUGUAUAUAUAGUAUGGUAAAAAUUGUAUUCUAAUAUUUUGUUAAUAUAAUAAAAUAAGGAGUUAAGUGACAUAGGAAUUUUAUUCCAAUGUUUCGUUGCUGAUAUCUUCACUAGGGGUUAAUAUCACAUUAUAUGGUUUAUAACCGGAAGCUUCGAACUAUAAUUAUAUAAAACCGAAUCGUGAAAAUUUAAAAUUCUUUAAAAUAAAUAAUUGAGAGGUGAAAAGUGAAUUUAGAAGUGAGAGAUCAACGCAAAUAAGUAGUGAGAAUAAAGUAUAGUAUUGAGAACAAUGUACAGCUCAAUUAAAAUCACGUGAACGAAUAUCACAAAUGGUUGAAUAAAAUAACCAAUGAAUAAAAGUCUUUACAUGUCUUUUAUAAUAUUUUAUAUUAUUUAAAGUCAUAUCAAAUAAGAUUGUGGAGAGGUGUAAGUCGUAAUAGUAAUUUUGUAGUGAAAUAUAAAGACGUAUUAGUGUCCGCCCUUUUUCAUUAAAAAAUGGUACCAUCAUGUUUCGAAGUGAUCCUUGUCGGUUUCAUCCUUAUUUUACCUUUCUUAUACGAAAUGAGCAGGACCUUUCGUUACUAUUUCAAGAUUUCGUUCUACUGUGGAUAUAUGAUGAUAAAUUCAUUUUUAUUGCUCCCAAUUUUGAUGUUACGACCAAGAAACGUAAAAAACUAUCUAUUAGGAUCACUUAUGUGUUCUUGGCUUACUAAAUUCUUAGGAGUACAUUGGGAAUUAAGGGGGAAAGAACAUUUAGAACAAGAAAGAGCAUGUAUAAUAGUAGCAAAUCAUCAAAGUUCUUUAGAUGUAUUGGGAAUGUUCAAUAUAUGGCCAAUAAUGGGAAAGUGUACAGCUGUAGGAAAAAAAGAAAUUUUAUAUGCAUGGCCAUUUGGUUUAGCCGCUUGGUUUUGUGGAAUGAUAUUUAUAGAUAGAAUGAAUUCAGAAAAAGCUCAUUCAGUUAUUAAUAAUGCUACAAAUUAUAUUAAAGAAAAAAAGAUAAAAUUAUGGAUAUUUCCUGAAGGAACUAGACGCAAUACUGGUAAAAUUUAUCCAUUUAAAAAAGGUGCUUUUCAUGUUGCUAUACGUUUUCAAUUACCUAUAUUACCAGUUGUAUUUUCCUCUUACUAUUUUUUAUCUUCUGAAGAAAAGAAAUUUGAUCCUGGUCGUGUUAUUAUAACAACAUUACCACCAAUAUCUACAAAAGGAUUAAAAACAGAUGAUACUGAACAUUUAAUGGAAAUAACACGAAACAUUAUGAUGGAAGCUUUUCAUGCAACUAGUCGUGAAAUACAGUUUUCAAAUGCUUCUGCUACUUCCUAAAGUAAAGCAGUUAUUUUAUUGUAUAAAUAAAUUUUAUAUUCAUUCAUAUCUUGAUCAUAAUUAAGUCUCAGCUUGUAAAUCAAAAACUAAUAUUCUCUAUUUUAUUUAUCAAUACUUUGUUAAAUUUAAAUAUUUUAAUAUUUUAUGAAAUAUUUAUCCAUUUUGUAUAGAAAAUAUGUGCUAGAAACACUUAGUUAUUGUUAUAGCUGAUUUUAAUUCACAAUUUCUUUUAUUUAUUUUCAUCAAAUCUUUUUUCAUGUAAAUCACAAUUCAUCUUUAUAUAAAAUUUAUGAAUUUUAUAUAUAUAUGAAAAUAGAAAUACUAAUUUUUUCUUACUUAAAAAAAAUAUAAUAAAACAUUUUCUACAAAAAUGAAAAUAUUUAAGUAUAAACAAUGAUUUCAUUUUAUAUAUCUGAAUAGUUUAACUAGAUAAAAAAUUCAAAAAAUAAAAAUCUGUAUUUCGUUCAACGAUUUAACGUGUAAAUCACGUAAUAAAUGUUGCUUCGAAAGCGCUAAAUAGGCUAGACAAAUCUAUUUUCAUGAAAACUAACUAUAUUUGUAAAGUUUUAUCUCAAAAACUAUUUUGUGAAUUUAUAUUUAUAUCAUAUAUUUAUAUUAACAAAAAGUAAUUCUGCAAUAUGAUAAAUAUAUUAAUAUUCAAAAAAUAUAUUUUAUAGCCAGUAUUUCAAAACCGUAAAUUCAAUUCAUUUCACUUGAAUAUGACGAUUAUGUACUUACAGUUUUUGACUUAACUCGUUGGACGAAUUAUAGAUUCAAAUUCUAUAUAUGUUUUAUAAUAUAAAAUAUACUUUAUUUAGUAUUUUAUAAACAUUUUUAAAUAUAUAUUUCAUGCUUUCACUCAUUCAUAUGCACGUGAUUUAAUAUAUAAGUAAUACUAUUUAUUCAUAUUUUACACUUUUAAUAAAAUUUUUAUAUGAAUUAUCAGAUUUUAAAGAAUUUUAAAUCUUAUAAUGAUAAAUUUGAAUUUUUUAAGAUUUGAGAGAAAGCAAUAAAUAUAAACAAUAUCCGAUUUAUUCUAAAAACAAAUAGUAAUUAUAAAAAAAAAUUAUAUGAAAAAUAUUUUGUCUCGCACAUAAAUAUUCGCAUAUUCAUGUAACUUUUACUAAUCCUUAUAAAUAAUAAUUAUAUUAUAUGCAAAAUUGGAUUUACUAAUAGUAAUUAUAUAGCUUUUUCUAGUUAUUUUCAUUGAUUAAUAAUAUCAAUAUUUAUUAUGGUAAAUUAUAUUGAAUUUUUGCAAAAUUUAAAAUAUUACACAAUUGUUUAUAUAUUUAUGAUUAUUUAUUAAUAAAAAUUUAUGUAUUAAAAUUGACAAAAAAUGUUAUUUCGAAAUACAAAUAAAUUCAAGAAAAUAAAUUUUAUCUUUUAAUAGUUUUAUAAUUUGCAUGUCAAAAGUAUUAACAAAUGUAAGUUUAAUUUUAAGUCAGAAGCUAUAUUUGUAAAUACAAUGGUAAUAACCUCUAAGUAUGAAUUAUAUAUUAUAAAAAAAUAUAUGUUUUUCUGCUUUUUAUAAAAGUUUUUAUUUUAUGUAUAUAAUAAAUCUUCAUUAAAUAAAAUAUAUAUCAGUUUGAAAUAUUUAA
Molecule: messenger RNA, 2970 nt
Organism: Apis cerana (Asiatic honeybee)
Lineage: Eukaryota; Metazoa; Arthropoda; Insecta; Hymenoptera; Apidae
Gene: Agpat1
Product: 1-Acylglycerol-3-phosphate O-acyltransferase 1
Biological process (GO): phosphatidic acid biosynthetic process
Cellular component (GO): membrane; endoplasmic reticulum
Molecular function (GO): 1-acylglycerol-3-phosphate O-acyltransferase activity
Source: RefSeq, a predicted model, not a curated record